Messenger RNA from Antechinus flavipes (yellow-footed antechinus), 1946 nucleotides. It is a transcript of the gene TRNT1, whose product is annotated as tRNA nucleotidyl transferase 1. The record is from RefSeq and is a predicted model, not a curated record. Gene Ontology annotation, molecular function: RNA binding; nucleotidyltransferase activity. The coding region runs from base 342 to 1658 and encodes 438 amino acids. Gene Ontology annotation, biological process: RNA processing. Lineage: Eukaryota; Metazoa; Chordata; Mammalia; Dasyuromorphia; Dasyuridae. The transcript is spliced from 9 exons.
AAGUGAGUGUGUCCGCGAGCCGCGACGGAGCUUGGUUGCUGCUGUCCAGGUAAGCUGCGGCGGCGCACGUGCCGAGGUCGCGUAGUCCCGGGUGGCUCCGGCUCCGGCCCCGGCUUCUGGCGCUUCCUCACGCCGGGCCCCAAGCACCUCGGUGAAAACUGCUCGGGAAAGCUGGCGGCCCAGGAGGAGUGGAGGAAGCCCGAUGGUCCUAGGGACCGGCCAUUACCGUCGCAUCCUCAUCGCGAGGGAGAGCAGCAAUUGGCCAGGGCACGCAAGGACGAGCGGUAGCUGAACUUGACUUGCUGCGCAUGCGCACCCGUUCCGGCUCCGGAGUUUGACCCAUGCUGGCUACGAUGCUGAGAAGUCUGUUCUUGGGCCAUAGAAACCUACUAUCCUGCCAUCGGAGUAGAGUCUUCCUUUUGAAGAAGUUUCUAUUCACAAUGAAAGUGGAAUCACCAGAUUUUCAGUCCCUUUUUACAGAAGGAUUGAAGAACCUGACAGAGUUAUUCAGUAAAGAAAAGUAUGAAUUAAGAAUAGCAGGAGGAGCCGUUCGAGAUUUAUUAAAUGGAACAAAACCACAAGAUGUGGACUUUGCUACCACUGCUACUCCAGCUCAAAUGAAAGAGAUGUUCCAGGCUGCUGGAAUUCGUCUUAUCAAUAACAAAGGAGAAAAACAUGGAACUAUUACCGCCAGACUUCAUGAAGAAAAUUUUGAGAUCACGACACUAAGGAUUGAUAUCAUUACAGAUGGAAGGCAUGCAGAAGUGGAAUUCACAACUGACUGGCAGAAAGAUGCCGAGCGCAGAGAUCUCACCAUCAACUCAAUGUUUUUAGGUUUUGAUGGUACCCUUUAUGACUACUUUAAUGGCUAUGAAGAUUUGAAAAAUAAGAAAGUUAGAUUUGUUGGAAACCCUAACGAGAGAAUUCAAGAGGAUUAUCUUCGAAUUUUGAGAUAUUUCAGGUUUUAUGGAAGAAUAGCAGAUAGACCUGGUACCCAUGACUCGAAGACUUUGGAAGCAAUUAAAAAAAAUGCAAAAGGCUUGGCUGGAAUUUCGGGAGAACGAAUUUGGGUAGAACUGAAAAAAAUUCUUGUGGGUAACCAUGCAAAUCAUUUGGUUCAUCUUAUGUAUGAUCUUGAUGUGGCUCAUUAUAUUGGUUUACCUGCUGUUGCGAGUUUAGAGGAAUUUAACAAAAUCAGCAAAAAUGUUGAAACUCUUUCUCCAAAGCCAAUGACUCUUUUGGCCUCAUUAUUUAAAGUACAAGAUGAUGUUAAAAACCUUGAUUUGAGGUUGAAGAUUGCAAAAGAAGAAAAAAAUCUUGGCUUGUUUAUAGUGAAAUAUAGGAAAGAUUUAAUUAAAGCUGCUGAUAGUUCAGAACCAUUGAAACCAUAUCAAGAUUUUGUUUUAGAUUCUAGGGAAUCUGAUAUACUUUCUCGAAUUUGUGAACUACUCAAAUACCAAGGAGAGGUGGACCUUCUUAAGGAAAUGCAACAGUGGUCUAUCCCUCCGUUUCCUGUCAGCGGCCAUGAUGUGAGAAAAGUAGGUGUUUCUUCAGGAAAAGAAAUUGGUUUGAUAUUACAACAAUUACGGGAACAGUGGAAGAAGAGUGGCUACCAGAUGGACAAGGAAGAACUUCUAAGUUACAUAAAGAAGACCUGAAAAUGAUUGGAGAAUUCCACCUAGAUAAUCUCUAAUGGUCCUUUCUGACUUGGCAUCUCAAAAAGCUGACAUGAAAUGAAAGCUUUGGGACUAAGAAACAGCAACCUUGAUAAAAAAGCUGUUAGAAGAAAGGCCCAUUUUUAGAACUUAAGAAAUGAUGGAAACUUUUUAUGUAUUAAGUUUUAUGUACAAAUCUCAAACCUGCUUAAUGGGACUGUUCCAAUCAUUGAACAGAAGUGCCUACCUUUUAUUUCAUUUUCAUGGUAAAUACAAUCUUCUUAACUUAAA